Molecule: messenger RNA, 3057 nt
Organism: Acomys russatus (golden spiny mouse)
Lineage: Eukaryota; Metazoa; Chordata; Mammalia; Rodentia; Muridae
Gene: Slc1a1
Product: solute carrier family 1 member 1
Exons: 12
Coding region: 685-2079 (464 amino acids)
Biological process (GO): L-glutamate transmembrane transport
Cellular component (GO): plasma membrane
Molecular function (GO): glutamate:sodium symporter activity; L-glutamate transmembrane transporter activity; L-cysteine transmembrane transporter activity
Source: RefSeq, a predicted model, not a curated record
GGAAGAACAGCCUGUGCUCUUAACCUCUGAGCCAUCUCUUCAGCCCAGCAGGAAGAGUUUUGACACCACCUUCUGAUGAUCUUGGUCUGCAUAUUGGGGACAAACUGGUGGCCUAGGGGAGUGGAGCUAGAAAACCACGCCAGAGAUGGCCCACAGUAUGUUUGUUUUUAUAACUGACUGAAAAAGUCAUCCGAGUUCAGCAGUUAGCAUGCAUUCAGUCAAGGGGAACAUCCUCAGGGGACAGAGCUUAGGUGAGUCAAACUAUUUUCUACUACUGUGCUACUGCUUGGAAGUUACUUGGUUACUUAUAAUUCAGCAAAGCUCUAAGCCAACAACAAUGACCCAAGGUACUCUUACCCAAAACGUCCAACUGCAGGAAACCUGACCUUCUGCUAGCCAUUUUGCAGGUUUCAGCUAGGAUUCCUGGGAGUUCUGAGGCUUUUGGAGACGUCUCCUUUGAGAAGCUCCUGCCUGUGGCCGACCAAUCAGAUGCUAACAUUUACUGGGGAUUUCAUUUGCUACCAGUGUGGUUAGUAAGUUGAUGGAGAAUCCAAUUUGUGAUGAGGAAAUGGAAACUCUUCAAGUCUUGCAUGGUGGGGGAUUGCCAUAGGAGUCCUGGUGCGAGGACACAGCGAGCUCUCCAAUCUGGAUAAGUUCUACUUCGCUUUUCCUGGAGAAAUUCUAAUGAGGAUGCUGAAGCUUGUCAUUUUGCCAUUGAUUAUAUCCAGCAUGAUCACAGGUGUCGCAGCACUGGAUUCCAAUGUAUCUGGAAAGAUUGGCCUGCGCGCGGUGGUGUAUUAUUUCUGCACCACCAUCAUUGCUGUAAUCCUAGGCAUUGUGUUAGUUGUGAGCAUCAAGCCCGGUGUUACUCAGAAAGUGAAUGAAAUCAACAGGACGGGCAAAACCCCUGAAGUGAGCACAGUGGAUGCCAUGUUGGACUUGAUCAGGAACAUGUUUCCUGAGAACCUGGUCCAAGCCUGUUUUCAGCAGUACAAAACCGAGCGCAAAGAAGUGAAGUCUGUCAGUGAUCCUGGUGGGAACGCGACACAGGCAUCUGUCACCACUGCCAUGACAACACUGUCUGAGAACAAGACGAAGGAAUACAAAAUCGUGGGCCUGUACUCAGAUGGCAUCAACGUCCUGGGCUUGAUCAUUUUCUGCCUCGUCUUUGGACUCGUCAUUGGAAAAAUGGGAGAGAAGGGGCAGAUUCUGGUGGAUUUCUUUAAUGCCUUGAGUGAUGCAACCAUGAAAAUCGUCCAGAUCAUCAUGUGUUACAUGCCGAUUGGUAUUCUGUUCCUAAUUGCUGGGAAGAUCAUAGAAGUUGAAGACUGGGAAAUAUUCCGCAAGUUGGGCCUUUACAUGGCCACUGUCCUGAGUGGGCUGGCAAUCCACUCCAUUGUAGUCCUGCCACUCAUCUAUUUCAUAAUCGUGCGGAAGAACCCUUUCCGCUUUGCCCUGGGCAUGGCGCAGGCUCUCCUGACAGCUCUCAUGAUCUCGUCCAGUUCGGCAACCCUGCCAGUUACAUUCCGCUGUGCAGAGGAAAAAAACCAGGUGGACAAGAGGAUCACGAGAUUCGUGCUGCCAGUGGGUGCCACCAUCAACAUGGAUGGCACUGCCCUCUACGAAGCCGUGGCAGCUGUGUUCAUCGCACAGCUGAACAGCUUGGACUUGAGCAUUGGGCAAAUCAUCACCAUCAGCAUUACAGCCACAGCUGCCAGCAUUGGAGCUGCUGGCGUGCCCCAGGCUGGCCUGGUGACCAUGGUGAUCGUGCUGAGUGCUGUAGGCCUGCCUGCUGAGGAUGUCACCCUGAUCAUUGCUGUUGACUGGCUCCUGGACCGGUUCAGGACCAUGGUGAAUGUGCUGGGUGACGCAUUUGGGACGGGCAUCGUGGAAAAGCUCUCGAAGAAGGAGCUGGAGCAGAUGGACGUUUCUUCCGAAGUCAACAUCAUGAACCCCUUUGCCUUGGAACCCACAUCCCUUGAGAACGAAGACUCAGAUACCAAGAAGUCCUAUGUCAACGGGGGCUUCGCGGUGGACAAAUCCGACACCAUCUCUUUCACGCAAACCUCACAGUUCUAGGGGCCUGGCUUCAGAGGAUUGGAUGAUGGAGAGAAUCUCCACAGGAGCCAUCUCUUGGCGAACUCCGACAUUGAGGAGAGAGAGAGACACUGAGAGACACUGUACAUUUAGUUUGAUAAACAGACAUCCAGAUUAUUUUCUAUAUUUGGCUUUAUAGCCUUUGCUCUCUGGGGUUGGGGACUUGAGGUGGGGUAGACUGAAAGAAAAUUAGUUGUCUUAUCUGGAUUUUCUAAUUCUAUAAAACAAAGUUUGGAAGACUAUGAAGCAGUAACUGUUGGGGUUAGGUAAUGGGUAUGGGAGAGAAGUUGCUUUCUCGUGCAUGGACCAGUGUUUGGGGUUUUUAAACAAUAUUGUUAUUGGCUACAGAUUUUUAUUCAGGCUUUCUAUUGCCAUGACUUCCUUUGCCAUCUCACUUUUUAUAAAUUAUAAUGCAUCUCAAAGGCCCUACCCAACUAACGUGCCAAAUUUUCCAUUUUGACCUCAUCUCCAGCCAUUCUCAGACUACUUUGGAGAAAAAAAAAAGCAAAAAGGAUCAGCAUAGUUUUGCAAUAACAGUUCUAAGAUAGUUAUGGGGUUUAGGGGGAAGGGAAAAGGUUUUUAUUCUAUGUACUGUAUUGGAAUGCUGGUAGCUAUUUAGCCAGUGUUCAGUAUAGAACUAUAUGUAUAUGUGUGUAUAUUUAUUAUUUUCAUAUAAUUUGCAAGACAGAGAUCAGUAAUGAACUAUCAAUGUGAAAUAAGCAGCUUUCCUUGUACUUGAAUCAAAACUACUGUUCCAGCCUAGGUGUUUUUCACAUCUCACCAGAACGCUGUCCAGAGCUGGGAUAAGAAAUCAAGUUGCUGGGUUACUGUGAUUCAGCCCUAAAGCAGAAAUGUAUUAUGGUGAAAUUCUACGGUGGCACAGCCAUUCAUUUAUGACCUCCAGGCUCCAGCUCCCUCAAGGGAAGGAAUCCCUGUUGGCAUGGAAUAAGUGCAUUUACA